This is a messenger RNA of Dinoponera quadriceps, 1480 nucleotides long. RefSeq names its product tumor protein p53-inducible nuclear protein 2 (gene TP53INP). Bases 746 to 1480 code for a protein of 244 amino acids. The record is from RefSeq and is a predicted model, not a curated record. Gene Ontology annotation, cellular component: autophagosome; nucleus. Gene Ontology annotation, biological process: positive regulation of DNA-templated transcription; autophagosome assembly. The transcript has 4 exons. NCBI's taxonomy places the organism in Eukaryota, Metazoa, Arthropoda, Insecta, Hymenoptera, Formicidae.
CGGGUCAUCUUCUUUCCGGGAUGGGCCUGUCCGCUCGUACCCUUGUUCUUCGGCCCGACUCUCCCUUUGUCGUUGCGCCGUUAAAAACCGUGCGCUUUUCCGCCGUUCAACGACGAUGACAGUCCUGAAAUUGCAUCAAUCGCCCGCACGUCGCAGUUUCGAUCACCGGGAACUUCGACGACCGUGUCCUGGCAUUAAUGAUCUGUGUACGGCGGAGCUGUUGGUGCGCGCGGCGUCACGCGUUUGUCAAUGUUGCGUCAGUCGGAGUGUGCGGGGAAGUGCGCGCGAGAGAGCGAAAUUCGAAAGAGAAUUCGAGAGACGCUCUCGCGGACGAGGGAGAGACGGGCCCUUCGGCGCGUCUUCCUGAGGGAAGACGACGGCGGAAUCGCGCUCGGUGACGGCGAGCACGGCCUGUCGAUUUCUUUCCGUCCACGGCGAUGGCCACUUAGCGGCGAUCAUCGCGAUCAGUGCGCGGAAAAAUGAGGGAAAUUGCGGCUCGGACGCGAGAAGAAGGCGCUUUCGCCCAUGAGACCGUCGGUCUUUGUCGUCGUUCUCGUUGUUGUUGUGCUUACGUUCGAUCGUUCAACGACCGCAUGCACGCUCGUGAUACGUUUUUGUGGGUGAUCUCGUGAAACGAGGAUUGGCCUCUUCUCGCCGUAAUCCCUCGAAUUCUCGAGUGUUGUCGCCACCCGAGGCGACAGCUCGGAGAACUCGCGAAUGAUGCGUCGGACGGUAACGGGUCAAGAUGUUGGGCAGCUUAGUGAACUACCUGUUCGGAGGGAACUUCUCUGGUACGCAGGAUUCGCUCGAGGGUGAUCCCUUAACGUCUCGCUCGAUAAUGCGGAGGUUUAGGCAGAUGGAGGUCGAGGGCGACGAUUGGAUCCUCAUUAACCGAGCUGCUGAGGGCACGUCGGCGCUGGAGGAGUCGUGGUACGUAACACCACCCGCAUGCUUCACGCAGGUGGGGCCCGUGAUCGUGGAGACAUCGCCUAUGGAGAACCUGCUGAUAGAGCACCCCAGCAUGUCCGUCUACCGCGCGACGACGUCUCAUGUUACUCCUGACACUCCGCCCCCCACGCCGGACACGGCGGAGGAGCUCGAGGAGCCGGUGGGCUUUUUCUUGUUGCCGUUCGCUCUCAUGUCCUCCACGUCCACGCUAUCCACCUCGUCCACGUCCUUGGACUCCAGUCCAGACCGAGAUCGCAACCCCGACCUCAACGACCUCAACGAAUUCGCGCACAGAACCGCCAUCCACGAUGACAGACCGCUCACGUCUGAAUGGAACGACGAGAAUAGAGUUAGGAUAACGAAUCAGCUCCGUUCCGCUCAAAAGGUGCUGCAGAAACGCUCGACUCAGAAGCUGAAGAAGGGCCGUCUGGAGAGAAGCAACAAAGUGCGACAAAUCACGGGCAAACGUCUUCGUCGCCAGGACCGUUUGCGCAUUCAGAACAGUGGCGCGAACAACAACCGGAAAUGCUAG